Messenger RNA from Durio zibethinus, 1780 nucleotides. Lineage: Eukaryota; Viridiplantae; Streptophyta; Magnoliopsida; Malvales; Malvaceae. The record is from RefSeq and is a predicted model, not a curated record.
GAAAUAUUUAUUAAAUAAAAACCCGAAGCUAUGUCCACCAAAAACAGAGGUAAAAGCCCCAGCCCUAGCAACUUUCUAUUCAUCGUGGAAGUACUGUUCGCCGCUCAAAACCUUCGUUUUCCCGUAUCAAUGGCAACCACACCAGAACCAGAUGUCGAUGAUGAUUUCAGUGAAAUUUACAAGGAAUACACUGGCCCACCAGGGUCUACGGUUUCCCGAGGGCAAGAUAGGGUGAAAGAGAAUAAACGUUCUCAUGCCGGUUCUGAUGAAGAAGAGGAACAGCGUGACCCGAAUGCUGUGCCCACUGAUUUCACAAGCCGGGAAGCCAAGGUUUGGGAGGCUAAAUCCAAGGCUACCGAGAGGAAUUGGAAGAAGAGGAAAGAAGAAGAAAUGAUUUGCAAAAUAUGUGGAGAAUCAGGCCACUUUACGCAGGGUUGCCCCUCCACUCUCGGAGCUAAUCGCAAGUCUCAAGAUUUCUUUGAAAGGGUACCUGCUAGAGAACCACAUGUAAGAGCACUUUUCACGGAGAAAGUUAUACAGAGGAUUGAAAAGGAUAUUGGUUGCAAAAUCAAAAUGGAUGAGAAAUUUAUAAUUGUUAGUGGCAAGGAUAGGUUAAUUUUGAAAAAGGGUGUGGAUGCUGUACACAGAAUAAAGGAUGAAGGUGAUCAAAGGGGUUCUUCUAGUUCUCACAUGAGCAGAUCAAGAUCCCCUGAUCGAAGUCCAGUUGGUUCACGGUUGCGACGCCCUGAAUCACAGAGGGCUCAUUCAGGGCCACAUAAUUCAUCACACUUCCAACAACGAUUUGGCAGGCAAGAUAAGGCUGUGGAAGACCGUGUCCGUGAGGAUCUACGGAAAAUUUCUAGAGGUUCUCCACAAGCAAGAGCUUAUGGUAAUGAUGGAGCUAGAAGUCACUCGAGCAACUCUAAAUCUCCAGGCCGUAUACCUUAUGCUGGCAACUCAUAUAAUUCCUAUGAUGGUCAUAAUCAAAACAUGGCUUAUAGAACUGAUGGAUGGGAUACCGAGAGACGAGCUUCUGAUUUGCAAUCUCGCAAUCAGCUUGAAUACCCUGCCUUCCCGCAAACGUUAGAUGAGUUGGAGUUGGAUUAUAAGAGAGAGGCAAUGGAACUUGGGAGAAUUCGAGAUAAGGAAGAAGACGAAGAAAAUUAUAAGCACCGGGAGACUAUCAAGGAGAUUAGAGAGAACUACAUCAAGAAAUUGGCUAUACUAAGGGGCACACAUACAAAACAGUGGGAGGAGUUUCUUCAAUUAGAUUCCCAAAGGCGUCAGCAACAGGCACGGCAACAUAUGUCUGCUUCAGGCUUUGGUGCUUAUAAACAGCAGGCAUAUUCUGAAUAUGAUGGCUCGUCAGUCAAUGCUCAUUAUGCUGGUUCUAAUUUACCAAUGGAUUCAAGGGGCAGAUACCUAAAUCCUAUGGAAAAUUAUCCCUCUAGGCCUCAUGACUCUUAUGGUGAGUUUCAACGACAGAGGCGUGAAGAUUUUGGGAAAGCUUACAAUCGGUACUAAAUCACUAUGCUGGACUUUGUUUGGGUCCACCAGAUCUUGGUCGGUAGAGAGUAAUUCGAUGGUGAGCUCAAGUCUAGGUAAGUAUGUCUGUAUAAGAUUUAAGAAGGGAACACUGCUGCUCCUUUGUUGUUUUAUUGCGGUUUGUUCCUAUUUCAAUUUGAUAAUUUGGCUCUGUCCACAACUUCAUUUAAGGAAGUCAGACACAGUUUUGGGUUUUUAGUUAGAGUAGCAAUAUUUGGAAAUAAACCGUCUCUUG